AGCACCUCCCGAAGCGCUGCCGUCGGUUUCUUAGUACUAAAAAACCGUCUACUCUGCUGUGGGUCUCGGUUAGUCUGAAGUCUCGGAUCUCAGUCAGCGUCCAAUCAGCAGUCUCCCGGCGAUCGGUCAGACUGCUCAACAGGCUGCUGUUGGUCAUUCGACGGCUCGUCACCAGUUCCCCAAUACCCAGUCAGCCGUCACUCCGCCAAUGUCCGCCGAGGCUGAGAAGUGCGUCUCUGCCGCCGUGGACGCACCGCCGCUGCCGGCGUCGCUGGGUGCGCGGUCGGUGGACGAGGAGACCCGCCGCAGGCUGGCCGACGCGUUCCCCGUGUACGCGUCGGUCGGUCUGUCGCCGUUCGGCCCGUCGGGCGUGCUGCUGCCCUCCGACGCCGGCCCCUUUCUGGAGCGCUACUACAGCACGCCCGUGGAGCCGGGAGACCUGUGGAUCGUCACCCUGCCCAAGUGCGGCACGACAUGGACGCAGGAGAUGGUGUGGCUGAUCCAGAACGACUGCGACUACGAGGGGGCGCAGUGUCUGCUGUGCCCCGACCGGUACCACUUCCUGGAGAUCCCGGCUCUCAUGGCGCCGCAUGUGCGGGACGAGAUACGUCAGGGUAAAAAUCCGGUCAGCAAACGACUCAUGUUCUCGCCGAUCGAGGAGCGACCGAAGCCCUGGUUCGUCAAAACUCACCUGCCGCUUCACUACUGUCCGCCGGCACUGCUGGAACGGGGAAAGGUUAUUUACGUGGCACGGAACCCGAAGGACGUGUGUGUCUCCUACUUCAACCACCUGCUGAUGUUCAAGGAGCGCCGACCCGACAUGAACAUGGACGAGUUCGCCCAGAUGUUCAUGGACGGAGAGGUCAGCCUGCUCCCCUUCUUUCCGCACGUCCUGGAGGCAUGGAAGGAGAGAAAUAAUCCCAACAUGCUGUUCCUGUUCUUCGAGGAUAUGAAACGCGACCUCAGAGGAGCAAUCCAGCGGGUGGCGGACUUUCUGGAGAAACCCCUGACGGAAAAGCAGCUGGACGGGCUCGAGUCCCACCUCCAUUUUAGCAGUAUGAAAAAGAAUCCCUGGGUGAACAAGAACAUGACGUACGCCUACUCGGCGCUAACGGCCGAGGAGCUGGCGGCAGAAAACGCCGCGUCAAAACUGGAGUUUAUGCGGAAAGGCGAGACGGGAGACUGGAGAAACCACUUCAGUCAGAAGACCUCGGAUGAGAUGGACGCCUGGAUAGAAAGGGAACUUGCGGGCACCGAUCUCAAGUUCGUCACCGAAUUAAAGAAGAACUAAAUGAACCAAAGUCGACCUGGCUGACAAACUGUCGCUAGAAGCUCGCCUGCUCAGGAAUCCACUGGGACCACCGACCACAAGGCGAAGCAAGCGCACAUUCUACGUCUUGGUGUUUUUAAUCUGGAGCUAUGCAGCUUUAUAGACGCAUGCAAUAUUAUUAUUUUGAUAUGUCUAAUUAUAUCUUGAUGUGGUUACGGGACCAAAAGUUUGUUAGGCAUUGGUGUAACGAGAGAAACAUUUUGCUGAAGACCCAACAAUCUGUAGGUAUUGAAAAACACUAGAGCAGAUAAGCGGCUUCAGGCUAGAACAUGGAACAUUAUGAGCAAGCAAUGAUACCCAAUGAAAUGUCAGUGCCAAAGUAAAUGGUUGUCUAUACGCAUAAUAAAGAUAUCA
Amphibalanus amphitrite is the source of this 1684-nucleotide messenger RNA. Its product is annotated as sulfotransferase 1C4-like. Bases 209 to 1291 code for a protein of 360 amino acids. The transcript has 3 exons. NCBI's taxonomy places the organism in Eukaryota, Metazoa, Arthropoda, Thecostraca, Balanomorpha, Balanidae. Gene Ontology annotation, biological process: sulfation. Gene Ontology annotation, molecular function: sulfotransferase activity. Gene Ontology annotation, cellular component: cytoplasm. The record is from RefSeq and is a predicted model, not a curated record.